Molecule: messenger RNA, 3483 nt
Organism: Nomascus leucogenys (northern white-cheeked gibbon)
Lineage: Eukaryota; Metazoa; Chordata; Mammalia; Primates; Hylobatidae
Gene: SPEM3
Product: SPEM family member 3
Biological process (GO): sperm individualization; flagellated sperm motility
Cellular component (GO): cytoplasm
Source: RefSeq, a predicted model, not a curated record
AUGGGUGAGGGAGCUUAUCAUGGGGCCCAGGUGUGCUCUGACACCAACCCCAGCAAGUGCCAGGACUUAGGAGACUCGAUUCUUCUUCUUCUGGGCAGCUUCAUCUUGCUCAACGUGUGGAUCAAUGUGGUGACUCUGCUCUGGAAGCAUCUGAAGAGAUCCUUGAGGAUUAUUUUCCAUCAUUUUUUUCCCAAAGACAAGCAGCCCAGCGGCAGCCAUCCCACAAGUAUUCGCUCCUCCAUGGAUCCCAAGAACCCGUGCUCAGAAGUCUCUUCCCGCGUCCGUCCUCGCCCAGGUUUCCUGCUCAGGCAGGUUAACCACCUUGACUCCUGGAUACCAGACGCGAACGAUGAGAAGGUUUCUACGUGCUGCUGGAUGCCGCCUAAAUGUGGACGUGCCAGGCUUCCCGGGGAGCCUCCACGGGGGCUGUACCAGGAGGGGAUGAUGGGAGUGGAGGAGGCCCCUCAGGUCACAGCCUUAAAGGCUCAAGCCUCCUUGCUCUCCAGGCCAGAGACAUCUUCCCAGUUCCCAAAGAUGAGCAAGUUGGACACGGGUCCAUGCCACCUGCCCCAAGAGAGCAAGACUAAGACCCCAGACUGUGCCCCAGCUGAGGCCCCAGUUCAGGCCCAGGUCCACUCCCCAACCCACACUGCUGUGUGCACCCCAACCCACCCCUGGACCCACUCCACGGACCACACCGCUGUGCACAUCCCUGCCCAGUCCUGGACCCACUCCAAGGCCCACACCCCUGAGGGCACACACUCCCCGGCCCAGGACACCUCAGCCCAGGCCCAAACCCACUCUCCACCCCACACCCCUGAGCAUACUCACUCCCAGGCCCACAGCCCUGAACACACCUCAGCCCUAACCCCAGCCCACUCCCCAGCCCAGGCUCCUAUGCCUGUCCCAGCCCACCCCCAGGCCCAUGCCCCUGAGUACACCUCAGCCCAUGCCCCAGCGUAUAUCCCAGACCACUCUCAUCUAGUCCGCAGCUCGGUUCGUGUCCCAACCUCUGCCCCAGCUCCUCCCGGAACUCUUGCCCCAGCCACUACUCCUGUCCUAGCUCCGACACCAGCCCCUGUCCCAGCCUCUCUCCCCACCCCUGCCCCAGCACUGGUCAUGGCCCUGACUACCACUCCUGUCCCUGAUCCUGUCCCUGCCACCACCCCUGCCCCUAUCAAAACUCUUAUACCCUCUACCCCACCUGCCUUCAGCCAUGACCUCUCCACUGGCCAUGUGGUCUAUGAUGCCCGCAGGGCAAAGCAGAAUUUCUUCCAUAUGUCCAGCCCCCAGAACCCUGAGUAUUCAAGAAAAGACUUGGUCACCCUCUCCAGGCCCCAAGAGGGUCAGGACCUGGUGAGUUCUGGUAUAUCUGAGCAAACAAAGCAAUGCAGUGGGGAUAGUGCCAAGCUUCCUGCAGGAUCCACACUGGGCUACCUGGAGUUGGGGAAUAUGGAAUGGAAGAUCUCAGAUGAUGCCAAUGAUAAGUUCCCCCAGACCAAGACUUCCCCUUACUGCAGCUCCCAUCCUUGCAGUUCUGAGAAGAACACAGACUCCCAGGCUCCAGUCUACCCCGAAUUCCUUGUCUACUCCCGGGAUACUGCAUGUGCCAAGACUUGCUUUCAUUCUGCAACCACUGCCCAGAGCUCAGUGUGCACCCCUCCUCCACCGUGCACUCUUUCCCUGCCUCUCGUUCCUCCCAGAUCCUUUGUCCCUCCUCAACCCACCAACCAUCAGAGGCCUUCCACCUUAAUACAAGCCCCUACUGUUCUUCCAACCUCCAAGUCUCCUCAGUCCAUCCUCACUUCCCAAUUCCCCACCCCUUCCUUGUUUGCCACCAUUUCCCAUCCCCUGAUCCAACCCCAAUGCCCUGAAUGUCAUGAGAGUCUAGGCCUUACCCAAGAUUCUGGCCUUCAAAGGACUCCAUACCCUUCAAAAGACUCCAGAGUUCCCAGGAAUCUGGACCUUGCCCAAAACCCAGACCUCCACAAGAACCCAGGCAUUACCCAAGAUCCAGGCCUCCACGAGAACCCAGGUCUUGCUCCAAAUCAAGGCCUACAUGAAUUCCCAGGCCUUCCCCAAGAUUCUUAUCUCUGCCAGAAUCCAAGCCCUUCUCAAGACUUUGGUCUUCACAAGAAUUCAGGCAUUACUCAAGAUUCCCACCCCCAAAAGAACACAGGUCUGACUCAAGAAGCUGGUAUCCUUAGGAGCGCAUGUCUCACCCAACCCCCUGGCCUCCACAAGAAAACAGCAUUUACCCAAACUUCUGAUCUUCAGAGGAGCUCAGGCUUUACACAAGACUCUGGAAUCUAUAGGAAUCUUGAACCAAACCAAGAGACUGUGGUCUACAAAAAUCAAGAUCUCUCCCAAGCAACUGACCACCAAAAGAACCUAGGCUCUUCUAAAGAUUCUGGAGGUCACAAGAAUACAGGCAAUGUCCAAGAUCCAGGAGUCUGUAGUACCCCAGGCCUUACUGAAGAUUCUGGAUCACAGAAGGGUCCAUAUGUUGCCCAAGACUCUGAAGUCAAUAAGAGCUCAGGAGUUAUCCAGGAAUCUUGUCUCCACAAGAGCCCAGGCCUUGUCCAAACCUCUGGCCUCCCAAAGUGCUCAGGCCUUACCCAAGACUCAGGAGACUACAGGAAUCCAGGACUUAUCCAAGACUGUGGUGGCCACAAAGUUGAAGGCCUUCCUCAAGAUUCCAACCUCCCAAGCCUUACCCAAGCCACUAAAGUUGAAAGAAGAUUUAGCCCUUCCCAAGAUGUUGGAGUUUACAGGAGCUCAGAACAUAUACAAGACUCUAAUCUCCACAAGUGCCCAGGAACUAAUCAAGAUCCUGGCCCCCAUAAAGACCCAGCCCUUGUCCAAGACUCUGGCCUCCCCAAGAUUUCAGGCUUUACCCAGGAAUCCGGCCCCUACAAGAACUCAUGCCUCAUCCCAGAUCCCGGCCUCCACAAGAACCCAAGCCCUGCCCUAGGUUCUGAUUUUGUCCAGCUUUUGUCCCCACUUCAGAUCCCAAAGUCCACACUGUCCCUGAUGAAGUCAUCUGUGCCUGAGAAGGCUGCUCAGAAGGAGGACGCACAGCGGCACGUCCUCUGGGCUCCUGUCCAACUCAGUCAGAACUCCUGCCCUUCCAAGGCCCAAGUGGUCUCCAAUGACCUGCAGACCUUCUCAGAGGUACCUGUAUUAAUUGAGCUGCAGUCAUCCUCCUGGCGGGCAGGCAGCCAGCACGGGGCGUACCGCCCUGUGGAUACAGUUCCUUCAGGCUACCAGAACUAUCGUCAGGUGUCUAUGCCUUCCCAUAUCAACUGGAAGUCCCACUGCCCUGGACCAGGCACCCGGGCAGGGCAUGUGGUUUUUGAUGCCCGUCAGAGACAGUUGGCAGUGGGCAAGGACAAAUGUGAAGCUCUGUCUCCUAGGCGCCUUCGUCAAGAGGCACCCGGCAACUCAGGGAAACCAUCAAGGAGUGGGGAUAUCAGAAUGUGA